UGUUCUUUGCACAUAUAAUGUUCAAUCUGAUCGGUCUGUGGCGCACUGAUCUCCAUCGCAUAGUUUCCUUUGGACUAAAACUUUCCGCCAGUUAGGAAGUGACGAAAAGUGUGAGAGGAAAUAGAUAACUGGAAGAGGAAAUUGGUAAAUAUGGUGGAAAAUUGAGGCAGCUUGUAAAAUAUUCAUCAGACAUAGUUUAGAAGAAACUGGUUUAGUUUUUGAUCCUUUCUGAUUUUUUAUUUGCUUUGAAGAAACUUUUUUGUUUUUGUGCGAGUUUUUUUUUAUGUUUUUGAAUAUGGGGAUAUUCGUUGGAGCCAUCGUAUCUUCUUUAGUAUGGCUACUAGCAACAGGCUCUCAUCACAGAAAUUUAAAGCUGGAACCAGCUGGGCAUUUCCACGCACUCUUCACUGGUGACAAUUUUUUUAUUACUUGUGCUGCACCACCAAAUAUAGGAGCCACAAGAUUGACAUGGCAAGCUCCGAAUGGAAGAGACAUCACUGUUAGCACAGGAAGGGUGCAUGUUGAAGCAUCGCCUGAUGAUCCUUAUGGGUUAGAGUUAGUUUUUGAAGACGUGAAGUACGAAGAUAGAGGAAAAUACGUGUGUUCAGCUAUCAUAGAUAGAAGGGAAGCUAAAACGUACUUCGUGCUUACAGUGUACCUUUCAAUAACGUUUUGGGGUUCACCUGAACAACAACUGGGAAAAGAAGGAGAUGAUCACAUGAUUGCAUGCAAUGUGCGAUCAGAUCCAACUGCGAUCAUUUCCUGGUAUGUCAAUGGAACGCUUAUUCUUGACAUUAUAUGGGUAAUCUUGAUUAACUCUAAAUACGACAAAGCUUUGCAACUGUGGAUGUGUCCUACCCAGUUAAACCAUUCAGGAACUAACAAUGGGGCAUUAUAA
Messenger RNA from Parasteatoda tepidariorum (common house spider), 898 nucleotides. The record is from RefSeq and is a predicted model, not a curated record. Lineage: Eukaryota; Metazoa; Arthropoda; Arachnida; Araneae; Theridiidae.